Molecule: messenger RNA, 864 nt
Organism: Cladophialophora carrionii CBS 160.54
Lineage: Eukaryota; Fungi; Ascomycota; Eurotiomycetes; Chaetothyriales; Herpotrichiellaceae
Exons: 2
Coding region: 1-864 (287 amino acids)
Biological process (GO): transmembrane transport; carbohydrate transport
Cellular component (GO): membrane
Molecular function (GO): carbohydrate:proton symporter activity
Source: RefSeq, a predicted model, not a curated record
AUGUCACGUCUGGGGUUGGCCGGGUCGUGGACAUCGCUGCUCAAGGACCCCAUCGAGCGGCGCAAACUCAUCUACUCGUGCGGCGCGAUGGUGGCUCAGCAAAUCAACGGCAUCCAAUUCUUCUACUCGUACGGCGUGGUCUUUGCGCAAUCCAUCGGCAUCAAACAGGCCUUCACCAUCUCCCUGAUCACCAACACGCUCCAAGUCGUGGCCGUGGGCGUGUCCCCCCGCCGCGCCAACCUGCUCGUCACCAAGGUCAUGAUGCUCCUCGCGUACAUCAUUAUCGGCGGUCUGGGCGCCGGUCCCUACACCCGUACCAGCUACAGCACGGCCAUCGUGGUCAUUUUCUACGUGAUCAUCGUGGCGUUCAACUUCGGCCACGGGCCCCUCGCAUUCACCAUCGCCUCGGAAAUGGCCGUCGGGCGCAACCGCAACAAGAUCAUGAGUUCGGCCAUCGUGGCCUUCUUCAACACCGUGUGGGUCGUCGCCUUUACGAGCCCGUACAUCUACUACGACGGCGGGCUGGGCCCGAUGCUGGGUUUCGUGUAUGCGGGCACCACGUGCGUCACGUUGGCGUAUGUCUGGUUCUGCGUCGGCGAGACGACCCACCGCAGCCACUUGGAGCUGGAGCUGUUCUUUCAGGAUCGCGUCCCCGUGCAGAAGUGGCGGGACCAUCGGUUCAGCGAGCGAGAGGCCGGUGUCGUAGGCGUCUUCGAGGAUGUGGGAAGAGACGGGGCAGGCGUGCAGCUGCUGACCGAGGAGGAGAGGACGGCGCUGAGAUCCGAGAAAGAGACCGAACGCGUCAGCCAGAGAAGCCCGCUCGGUAGCGACGAGAUUGGUACCCAAGGGAAGGAGACGGUAUGA